Moesziomyces antarcticus is the source of this 318-nucleotide messenger RNA. RefSeq names its product small nuclear ribonucleoprotein. Gene Ontology annotation, molecular function: RNA binding. NCBI's taxonomy places the organism in Eukaryota, Fungi, Basidiomycota, Ustilaginomycetes, Ustilaginales, Ustilaginaceae. Bases 1 to 318 code for a protein of 105 amino acids. The record is from RefSeq and is a predicted model, not a curated record. The transcript has 2 exons. Gene Ontology annotation, biological process: maturation of SSU-rRNA; mRNA splicing, via spliceosome. Gene Ontology annotation, cellular component: nucleolus; P-body; U6 snRNP.
AUGCACUCGGCAUACCGUCCCACCACCAUCACCAUCCUCAAUCCGCACACACGAGACGUGGUCGACACAAUGUCUGCAACACAAUCAUCCAAGGCGGGCAGUCCAAACGACUUCCUCAAGGGCGUCAUUGGCAAGAGCGUCAACGUCCGCCUCAACUCGGGCAUCGACUACCAGGGCGUCCUGUCGUGCUUGGACGGAUACAUGAACAUUGCACUUGAAAACACAACCGAAUACGUAGACGGCGUAAAGAAGAACAACUACGGCGACGCUUUCAUCCGUGGAAACAACGUCAUGUACAUCACCGCACUCGAAAAGUAA